AGACAGACGGUAGAAACUAUAGAGAAUAUUUACAUACAUUCCUGUCCUUGAUACCUCCUCCCCUGAUUUAAUAAUAUUGUGUUUCUUAAUCUCUUCGCCUAAAUAGUUUGAUGAUUUUGUUUCGUAUUACAACCCUUGCAUGCAUUGCGAUUAACAAGCUCACGAUAAGAUCUAUAUAUAGGCUUGAGCCUCAUGCAAAAUGAAAUUCAAAUAAAUUUCUAUUAGUUAGAUUAAAUCUAGUGUUAUCACUGUGGCGCGAUCCUUUUAAUCAAAGAUGGCUAUGACAGAGUUUCCAACAGUUGAGAAUUGUUCCUCAGUUGGCCGCGAAAAGGACACAGUUGUUGCAGACUUAGAUGGAACCUUGCUACGAGGUCGUAGUUCAUUUCCUUAUUUUGCCUUGAUUGCAUUUGAGGUUGGAGGAGUUCUCAGGCUUCUGUUUUUGCUCUUAUGUUCACCGCUUGCUGGACUUUUGUACUACUUUUUCUCGGAGUCUGCUGGUAUCCAGGUUCUCAUUUUUGCAACCUUUGUUGGAAUGAAAGUUUCUGACAUAGAGUCCGUGGCACGAGCUGUGCUGCCAAAGUUCUACUCAACUGACCUCCACCCUGAAUCAUAUCGGGUGUACUCAUCGUGUGGAAAACGUUGUGUUCUUACAGCAAAUCCAAGAAUCAUGGUGGAAUCAUUUCUGAAAGGCUUCUUGGAAACUGAUUUAGUUUUAGGAACUGAGAUAGGAACCUUCAAGGGUAGAGCAACCGGAUUUGUUCUCAAACCAGGAGUCCUUGUGGGGGAGAACAAGGCCAAUGCCCUUCGAAAAGCUUUUGGGGAUGCUCAGCCCGAGAUAGGCCUAGGGGACAGGCAUACUGAUUUUCCUUUCAUGGCAUUGUGCAAGGAGGGCUACGUAGUGCCACCGAAGCCAGAGGUUGAGGCCGUGAAAAAUGAAAAGCUCCCCAAGCCGAUCAUCUUCCAUGAUGGUCGUCUAGUCCAAAAACCAACACCCCUAAUGGCACUGAUCACCAUCAUAUGGAUACCAAUAGGCCUAAUCCUUGCCAUUCUGCGAGUUGCUGCAGGAGCAUUACUCCCCAUGCCAAUAGUCUACUACGCAUUCUGGGCACUAGGCGUCCGAGUGACCAUCAAGGGCAAUCCACCCCCUCCUGUCAAAAAGUCCAAUGGAAAAUCCGGAGUCCUCUUCAUCUGCUCCCACAGAACCCUCCUAGACCCCAUAUUCCUCUCCACAGCCCUAGGCCGAAAAAUCCCUGCAGUCACCUACUCCCUCUCCAGGCUCUCCGAGAUCAUCUCCCCAAUCAAAACAGUCCGCCUCACCAGAGACCGUGCCUCAGACGCCUCAAUGAUCAAAAAACUCCUCCAAGAAGGAGACCUAGCCAUCUGCCCUGAAGGAACCACCUGUCGCGAGCCCUUCCUCCUCAGAUUCUCCGCCAUGUUUGCAGAACUCACAGACGAAUUAGUCCCCGUGGCAAUGGAAAACAAGAUGACCAUGUUCCAUGGCACAACAGCCAGAGGGUGGAAAGGCAUGGACACCUUCUACUUCUUCAUGAAUCCUAGCCCGGCCUACGUCGUUACCUUCUUGAACAAGUUACCUAAAGAGCUGACAUGCAGCUCAGGGAAGCCAAGCCAUGAAGUUGCAAACUACAUUCAGAGGGUGAUUGCAGCUACAUUGUCUUAUGAGUGCACCACUUUCACAAGAAAAGAUAAAUACAGAGCAGUUGCAGGGAAUGAUGGCAUAGUGGGAGAUAACAAAUCAGCCAAGGCUAACAAAGUCAAUUAAGCAUCUACUUAUUUUUGUUACAAGUUUCAUAUUUGAAGCCCAAGAGGCUUGAUUUGUAUGGCUACCAAGAAAUUGGUUUUGAAUUCAGAUAAAUAUAGUUACCGUUUGGCUAA
Messenger RNA from Daucus carota subsp. sativus, 1893 nucleotides. RefSeq names its product glycerol-3-phosphate acyltransferase RAM2. Gene Ontology annotation, molecular function: glycerol-3-phosphate 2-O-acyltransferase activity; phosphatase activity. Gene Ontology annotation, biological process: cutin biosynthetic process. The transcript is spliced from 2 exons. Lineage: Eukaryota; Viridiplantae; Streptophyta; Magnoliopsida; Apiales; Apiaceae. Gene Ontology annotation, cellular component: membrane. The record is from RefSeq and is a predicted model, not a curated record. The coding region runs from base 275 to 1780 and encodes 501 amino acids.